AUGGCGGCGGCGUCGGAGGAGCGGAUGGCUGAGGAAGGAGGCGGCGGCCACGGCGACGGCGGCCCCUCUUCGGCCGUCGGCUCUGCCCAGCGACUGCCCCCCCCGCCCCCGCCCCCGGCCCCGCAGCCGGGCUCCCAGGCGCCCCCAGCCCCGGCGCUGGCUCCCGACCAGCUGCCUCAAAACAACACGCUGGUGGCGCUGCCCAUCGUAGCCAUCGAGAACAUCCUCAGCUUUAUGUCCUACGACGAAAUUAGCCAGCUCCGCCUGGUUUGUAAAAGAAUGGACUUGGUCUGCCAGAGAAUGUUGAAUCAGGGAUUUCUAAAAGUGGAGAGAUACCACAAUCUAUGUCAGAAACAAGUUAAAGCACAACUUCCAAGGAGGGAGUCAGAAAGAAGAAACCACUCGUUAGCCCGUCACGCAGACAUCCUUGCUGCUGUUGAAACAAGGCUCUCACUGUUAAAUAUGACUUUCAUGAAGUAUGUGGAUUCCAAUCUCUGUUGCUUCAUCCCAGGAAAGGUGAUCGAUGAGAUUUAUCGUGUGUUGAGAUAUGUCAAUUCUACCAGAGCCCCUCAGCGAGCCCAUGAGGUACUUCAGGAGUUAAGGGACAUCUCCUCCAUGGCAAUGGAGUACUUCGAUGAGAAGAUCGUGCCCAUUCUCAAGAGAAAGUUACCAGGAUCAGAUGUGUCUGGAAGACUCAUGGGCUCUCCUCCAGUUCCAGGACCUUCCGCAGCCCUCACGACGAUGCAGCUCUUCUCCAAGCAGAACCCCUCAAGACAAGAGGUCACCAAACUCCAGCAGCAGGUCAAGACCAACGGCGCUGGUGUGACUGUUCUCAGGCGCGAGAUCUCUGAGCUUCGCACCAAAGUGCAGGAGCAGCAGAAGCAACUUCAGGACCAGGACCAGAAACUGCUGGAGCAGACCCAGAUCAUAGGCGAACAGAACGCACGGCUGGCGGAGCUGGAGCGCAAACUGCGGGAGGUCAUGGAGAGUGCGGUGGGGAGCUCCUCUGGGUCAGGGGCCAACGAAGAGUCUCCUCGGAAACGGAAGAAGGCAGCAGAAGCCAUAGACUCCCUUAGGAAAUCAAAGCGUCUCCGGAAUAGAAAGUAAAGGGGGAGUGUUUCCAGCGCCAGAGGAAGACGUGCUCAGCAGCUGAGUGGUUCUGCCUGCAGGACCUGGGAGCCUCGGUGCCCCCCAGGCUGCCAGGCCUUCGGAAGGAGCACGACUCCUGCUUGGACUCUUCCUGCUUCUCCCAGUUGAACUGAUGCACAGAAUCUUUUUACUUUGCAAUAGAUUUGUACUAACCAGACCUGUUCUAUCAUGUUUUGAGGAGUUAACUUUUUUCUGUGCAGAUAAUGUCUAAAGUAAGUUUAUUUGUUUCUGCAUAUAUGCACAUUACAGAAGGAUCUGAAACAAACCAGUCUGGACAGACUAGAAGUUAAGUUUAAUACAGAAAAAUGUCCUGUUUCACUUGAAAGAAAAGACCUACUUUUUAAAUGGACAAUAUCUUGUUUAAAAAAAAAAAAAGUUGACUUUUUGUUAUAAGUGACCUUUGUCUGGAAUGUCUGAAAAGUAGUAAAUGCUUUUUGGUAUCAAAGUAAUGGGUAACUAAAACGGACUUCCAUAGUGUUGGCUGUAGAAGGGGCCUCUACAGUAUUGACUAUCUAUUUUUAUAAACUACUGGCAAGGGACUUAUCCAGUUGUUAUAUACAUGUUUUCAUUUCUCUUCUGGGGCCAUGUCCUCCAUUUGCAUGGAUGCAUGCAUUGCCUAGUCAGCUCACUUAAGAAGCUCUUGCACUGGUAUGGACCUUGAACCUCUAUACUUCUCCACUUUUUAGAGCAGCAUUAGUUUAUUAGAGCGCCUGACAUCUCCUACCACCACGACAGCUUGCCUCCAGGGAGGCAUUUGUCAGACCGUUUGUCCUCUGCUUUCACAGGAACAGGGAGCAUGGAAGCCCAUCUGUUUUCGUUAGGGUUCAGGUACAUGGGCCGAGGCAGAACCCCAAACUCCCAGGCUCUAUCAGUGUCGGACCUCUGGUGACUGGUGUAGCGUCCCUUCCUCACCACUGCGGGUAUGAGUAGGGGAUUCAGCCGUGGGCUGCAGUGUUGCCAUUGAAAGAAAGCUUGUUGGAGAAAAGCGUACUCUGAGAAAGCAUUUUGAUCGUUUUGUUUCUGGGGGAUGACCUGAGGGAAGCAUUUAAAUAUUAGUUUCAAGCUUUCCUUAUUCUACAACUUUAAACAAAGCUUUAAUUUCGUUUGCACUCCUGUUUUGAGCGUGUAACUGGAAAAGCAUGUCUUGCACUGUUCACCCUUCUAAGCGGUCACUUUAAGCACCUCCAAAUCGUGUGCAGUGGUUACUUUCCCCAGGUGGAUAUUUUUGAGGCAUUCAACGAUGACUGUCCUCAUUUUAUUUUCAUGUACUAAAUUAUGUAGUUAUUAUUUGAUAAGUUCUUUUAUCAACUUUUACCAACUGUUGCUUUGGGCUUCAGUUAUUUCAAAUAGGCUUAGGUGUAAUAUAGGAAAUGACCCCUGUCCAGGUGGGAGUUUGACACCUGCAUGAAACCUAAGGUUUGGGUAAGUACCUUAGUGGAACAAAAGCACAAGGUUGCCGCCCUUUUUAUCCGCCCACCAUGACAUCACCUCACCAAAUGAAACUUUUUCUUACCCAUUUUUAAUAUUUUCCUUACAUAAUACUGUCCUUAGAUUUUGAUCAAUUCUCUGUCUGGCUUGGAAACUCCCAUUUACAAUGUAGUAUGUUUUCAGUGAAAAAAACCAUAUAACAUCCAAGUGUUUCAUGGUUUGUUGGGAAGGUAAUUUUAAAAUAAACAAUUUCCAAAAAACAUUUGUCAGCCAAGGUCAUCCAUAAAAGUCCCCGUCUGGAACUUGUUUUCUUGGCAGGUGUCAUUUUUGUAAUCCUAGGAUUGAGCCAUAUUGUCCUGACUCUGGAGCAGGCCUGCUGGAGUACUCAUGGCUGUUAAUAUUCCGCCUUCCUGGUAAUAGGAAGAUGCUAGAGUAACCAGGUAACAUGUUUACAGGUUUACAAAGUAGGAUCCUUAAUGCAUCAAAGGGAUAGGACCUCAGAUGACUAACAGUUGUUAAUAAAUUAUUUCCACUUUCUUGGAUUGCUUUUUAAACCACACAUAGAUACCCAAAUGUAUGUAGAGUCUUCCAUUCGUUAACAUGAGUAUUUGGCUUUCACACCAUCAGAAGGUAGAUUUUGAGUUUCGGAAUCCAGGUUUCUGCAGGAUACACGUGUCACUGUCCAUAAGGUCCAUGGGCCCCACUUGUACGCACUACGGUUGUCCAUUCAAGUCUUAAUCUUCCUUAAGGCGUCUUGCCAAAAAUCGUGUGAGGCUGUGGCCUUGACCGAUUCAAUAGCUCUUACACUUAACUUUUGGAUCACAUAGUGGGAUUUAGGGUUUGACAAAUCACAAAUUAUUUUGACCAACUGAAACUGACAUGUCAAUUGUGGAUGAGCCCCUGAGGAGGAGCCAUCUCACCUGAGGGUUAGACCCCAGGGGUUUCAGUGCUGUUAGCGUCAUGUUGUCCUUGAUUAAGAGUCCCUGAGUCACCCAUGUCAUCUUCCUUGGCUGUUUUUCAGAGACUUCUGUGCUGACAGGUCCACUCCCACUUGUGAAUUGAUUAUGGUCCAGCACCACUGACCCAGACACAAGGGGACUUGCCCCUGCCUCACAGGCACAGGGCCCUCCACAUCUCUCCCACACAGAUUUGGUCUGGUUUUCACAUAAUCUGAAAUACAAAUGAUUUCAGGACAUGAGAUUACAGAACCUGCUGCUUUUCAAGCUCCUAUUUUGCUGUACAGAGCCUGGAAAUAAUGGGGCAGACACAAACUCACUAAUUAAUCAUACUGUUUUAAAAACCAUUGGGGUGCCAUCUGGUCUAAAGCCACUGGUUUUAGAAGCAGCUUUUUUCUUUUUUGUUUUCUUUGUAAAACGUGGUUUUUGGAGUACUGAAUUAUAAGGGGCUUGCCUUAAUCUCUAUUUAGUAGUUUCAAGAUGUAUGCUCUAUUCUACUUGUUAACAUGUUGAAAUAUUCUAUGUAGCCCCAAAGGUGGGUCAAACAGUAUAAGUCAUGACUAAAUAAAUAAGCUAAAGGUGUCACUAUAGCUGGAUUUUUUUUUUUUUUUAGAUAAGAUGGACAUAUGAACAGAGGCUAUGUGUAAGAAGCAAAAACCAUGGCACCUUGAGAUUGCACUAUUUUUUGCAUUGUUUUCUAUGCCAUUUCAUAGCCUGCACUUUAGUCUCCAAAGAAACAAUGUAUGAUGUCCCAGUUCCUUAUUAGUAAUAAACUGUUUCCUGAGACAGGGCACUUAAUUCUGUUUUACUGAGAGAGUUUCUUGGAGGUGGAUCCCUUUCCUGAGUUCUCUAUUUCCUUAGCCAUAAUAUUUUUCUAGGAUCUAGGAACUCCCGAUCUUCUCUGUUUCCAACAGUAUAGAAUUUUAAUUUAAUGUAAUGUAAAAUCUCAUUCUUGGUGAUCAGCACAUUCUUACAUCCUGCCCUAGUGGUGUGUACCCAUUUGUUGACACCUAUCCAACCCUCUAAAAAUAUGUAAGUACGAUCUGGAGCCGGGAAUAAAAGCAUUCUGAAAGGUAGAUGUCCCAUAGGAUCCUGGCUUGUAACUGGCUAUUUCUAAUAGAUGAUGUGAAAUCCAAUCUGAUAAUGCCAUCCAACUUCUCAAUAUCUGAGUCCCUUUAACUAGUCCACAAAAGAUUAGUAAGUUAAAACACCCCGGAAAUGACAAGCUUCAGUAGCCUGCCAUCAGGGAUCAAUUAUUUUCCAAAAAAUACUGAAGCAAUCAAAAAAAUUAAACUGGCAAUCAGUCAACUGCUGCCCACCAUUUUAUUUUUAAUAGUGCAUUGUAUCUGUGGCAAGUAUGAUAGGCCCAAGUAAUGUUGGCUUUUUCCAGCUUGCUCAGAAUAAUUGCUAAAUUGCUAAAAUCAAAAGUUAAACUUGUCCUGUUGUGUCUGGAGAGAACCAUGGGAUUUUAGAAGCAUAUUGGAAAUCUAUUGGGUCAAUUGCCAAAGUAUACCGGUCCAUAUUCAAAGCUAUACCAAAAGUUUAGAAGUGUUUGAAAUUCCUUAUGUGGUACCAUGUCUGUUUACUUAUGCUCAUGAGCAACAAUGAGUUACUAGUUUGCCUUCUGGAAUUUUAAUUGUUAUAACCUAAUUCAAUUAUUGGAAAUGAAAAGCACCUCCCGCUCACACAACAGGGUACGUAAAUAAAUGUGUUGUAACCAA
Canis lupus familiaris (dog) is the source of this 5254-nucleotide messenger RNA. RefSeq names its product F-box protein 28 (gene FBXO28). Lineage: Eukaryota; Metazoa; Chordata; Mammalia; Carnivora; Canidae. The transcript is spliced from 5 exons. The record is from RefSeq and is a predicted model, not a curated record. Gene Ontology annotation, biological process: protein polyubiquitination. The coding region runs from base 1 to 1107 and encodes 368 amino acids. Gene Ontology annotation, molecular function: protein binding.